Messenger RNA from Astyanax mexicanus (Mexican tetra), 2534 nucleotides. It is a transcript of the gene mlc1, whose product is annotated as modulator of VRAC current 1. The coding region runs from base 424 to 1614 and encodes 396 amino acids. Gene Ontology annotation, cellular component: endoplasmic reticulum; plasma membrane; cytoplasmic vesicle. NCBI's taxonomy places the organism in Eukaryota, Metazoa, Chordata, Actinopteri, Characiformes, Acestrorhamphidae. Gene Ontology annotation, biological process: regulation of response to osmotic stress. The transcript has 12 exons. The record is from RefSeq and is a predicted model, not a curated record.
UUUGAGCCCCAUCACGCAUUUCUCUCUCUCUCUCUCCUCCCUCUUUCUCUCUCUUUUUCUCUCUUGCUUUUUCUUCAUUGACAUUCACAGCCUGUCUCUUCCCUGGCACUCAAAUUGUCUGGCACAGCAACACGCAGUCAGCUUAUUUGUUCUUCUCUUUCAACUGCUCCAAAACUUUCUGGGAGGAUAGUGAGUGAGUAAGAAAAAGAGAGAGAGAGAAAGAGAGGGAGAUAGCAGGAAAGAGAGAGCAAGAAAGAGGGAGAGAUUUUUCUCUCUAACAAACUAACAAGUCUGGAUGAUACAAGCACAUCUGAAGGUGAUCUGGUGGGCUGAUCUAAAUUGUCUGGAAGAACGCAACGCAAAGCUGAACAGCAUUGACCUCUCGUCUUUACCUGAACCUCUAGAGGAUCAAAUUAGUGGACCAUGAUGCAGAGGGAGGAGGUGGUGUCGGCACGGGAUGAGUUCAGCUACACGCACAUCCCUACCCUGGAGCGAGUGAGUGGAGGUGGGACACUGACUCGGCGGAUGGAGCGAGAGAGAGAGCGUAUAGAGAGAGAUAGCUACACAGUGGACGUGAGGGCCAGUGACCUGGAGCUUGACCAGGCUGAGCACCUGCAUCCCUGCUUCAGCUACAGAGCCUGGCUCUACAGCAUCCUAAUAGGGUGUAGCCUCCUGAUCACAGCUGGAUUCUCUCUUUACUUGGGUAAUGUCUUCCCUGUUGCGAUGGACUACCUGCGCUGUGCUGCUGGAGCGAGUAUCCCGGCUGCAGCAGUGAGCUUUGCCAUUGCUGCAAACUGGAGAGUUGCUGUGUCAGACUUUCAGCUGGUAUAUGUGUCUACGUUUGCUGUGACCACCACAUGCCUGGUGUGGUUUGGCUGCAAGCUGGUUAUCAGCCCAUCAGCCAUCAAUAUCAACUUUAAUUUGAUCCUGCUCAUUCUGCUGGAGGUCCUCAUGGCUAGCACAGUGAUCCUGUCAGCUCGCUCUGUGGAAGACUGCUGCAGCCACAGCAAGCCAGUGUACGAUGGCCCUGUAGCUGUGACCUCUGCAACAUUCCCUACACGUCUUCUCAAGGCCUACGCAGUGAUCGAGGUGAUAGUUGGAAUUUCUGCAGUUUUUGGGGGUAUUAUUGCUCUCAACAUGGACGCUCUGAUGCCAGGCCCUUACCUCUCCGUUACAUUCUUUUGGAUUCUUGUAGCUUGUUUCCCCAGUGCCAUAGCCAGCCAUGUGGUGUCGGAAUACCCCAGCAAGUGCCUGGUGGAGAUGUUAAUUGCCAUCAGCAGUGUGACCUCACCACUACUGUUCUCUGCCUCUGGCUUCUUGUCUAAUAGUGUCUUGAGCUUUAUUGAGAUCUUCCUGCAUGAAGUACCUGUUGAGAAGCAAUCAUACGACAUCCUGCUGCUCAUCCUGAUGGCACUGUUGCUGGCACAGGCUGGACUGACUCUGGCCACUGUGGUACAUUGUGCCUCCUACAAGAGCCAGCUGCGUAUGGGGGCAGGAGAGUGGGAGAACAGUCUGCAACGCAUGUCACGCCGCUGUGAGGGAUCUAAUGGUACACUGCGAGAGUUUGACAAGGAGAAGGCCUGGAAGGCGGUGGUAGUCCAAAUGGCCAAAUGAGCACAUGCAUCGUGAUGGAGAGACAGACAGAAGAAAAGAAGAAACAGGUGUCUGUGGAGGAGGAGGACGUGGGAGAUGAGCAUAACGGAGGAAAGAAUCAAUGAACAAAUGUUACAGAUGAUUAGAGUUGACAGUAAGAAAGCGUCUUACAGAAGAAGGGUAAUUGAAGGUCAUCUAAACCUUCUGUAAAUCCAGGAAAUUCAAUUAUAAAGUCUACAAUUCUUCUCAAUAUAUCACCUACUGUGCGUCUUAACCUUAACCCUCUGAUAGACUGAAUGAGAAAAACAAAUCAGCACUGUAAAAAUGUACAAUCAGGCCAAAUUCAAGUAAUAAAGUAACUUAUUACAGAGCAAUUUCUCCUCCGGCCUGUGGUGUUGAUGGGAUUUCAACGUUUGAACUCCUGUUUCUUAACAAGCAGGCAGUUAGACAGUUGCACCACCCUAGAGCUUCUGCUGCUCACCAAGUGUAAACAGAUUAACUUUGUAAGACUAAAUCAUAAAAAUCAUGUUAUAAGAGAAGUUCUGAUUUACAUUUUAGAACCAAUAAAUGCUCUGUAAUCAGUUACUUUAUCAUUCUAAGACUGUUACUAUGUAUGUGGUGACAAUUUAGCACUUCAUGUAAAGAGACAUUGUGAAUAUGUACAGUAAGGUUGGGCUCGUAAGUACAAGACAAAUAUGAGUGAACUCAAUACUGUUAAAAAUGCACAUAUAUAUAAUUUUUGAACUACAAUCAGAGCGAGAAUAACAUGAAACCUAGGUAGAAUGACUGAUGCUACAUCACAUUCAGGUAUUAGAGAAUUUAUAAAGCACAAAGGAUAUUUUCUACUACAUUCAUGUAUUACACAGUGUUUACAUACAUAUAUUUUGUUUACUGUAUCAAGUUUUUUUAGAUAAAUAAAAAUCAUUAGAUUGCAUUGAGAA